AUGGAGAGGAUGAUUGUUUUCUGUAUGCUGCUCUUCUGUUCCAGUGCAGUGCUGACUGCAUCUCCAUAUGAUACAGUCAAAUACAAACAGAUUCUCAAGACAAUUGAACACUUAAACAGCACAGUGAAAGAUAAGGGUGCUGAAUUGGUGCAUACACCAGAAAACCCUGUGGAUGGAUGCCGUUCCAUGGCCGUGGCUUGCUUCCAGAAGGGCGUACUGAAACUGCAACCAGAAAACAGCCAAGUGAAUUCCACAUUCACCAGAACCGUUAAAAUCUUGAGGAAAUUCACCUUCAGAGAGCCUGGAAAGCAGUGUGAGUCUUCAUGUGAAUCUUAUGAGAAGAAAACCCCCAGAGAGUUUCUGAAGAGCUUUGCAAAACUAAUGAAAGAGUUUGCUAAGUGCACUCAAAUCAAUCUCCUAGAAGAGCCUGUUGAAAUUGUUGUUGUGCAGAUGAAAUGUGAUUAG
This is a messenger RNA of Acanthisitta chloris (rifleman), 465 nucleotides long. It is a transcript of the gene IL21, whose product is annotated as interleukin 21. Bases 1 to 465 code for a protein of 154 amino acids. The record is from RefSeq and is a predicted model, not a curated record. Lineage: Eukaryota; Metazoa; Chordata; Aves; Passeriformes; Acanthisittidae. Gene Ontology annotation, molecular function: cytokine receptor binding. The transcript is spliced from 5 exons. Gene Ontology annotation, biological process: positive regulation of natural killer cell mediated cytotoxicity; immune response. Gene Ontology annotation, cellular component: extracellular region.